This is a messenger RNA of Zeugodacus cucurbitae (melon fly), 9531 nucleotides long. Its product is annotated as DNA polymerase eta-like. Bases 7 to 2409 code for a protein of 800 amino acids. Gene Ontology annotation, biological process: error-prone translesion synthesis; response to radiation. Lineage: Eukaryota; Metazoa; Arthropoda; Insecta; Diptera; Tephritidae. Gene Ontology annotation, molecular function: damaged DNA binding; DNA-directed DNA polymerase activity. The transcript is spliced from 3 exons. Gene Ontology annotation, cellular component: nucleus; replication fork; site of double-strand break. The record is from RefSeq and is a predicted model, not a curated record.
GGCGAUAUGAAUGCGGGUUCAUUUAUGCUCCAACCACAAGGCCUUAUAAAUACCUAUGCCGUAGGUUAUGCGGGCAUUGGUGAUUAUUUAAAUGUGAUAACGAAACGUUUUAACGACCCUAAUGCGGAUGAUUUCGAUUUAGAAAACGUUUCAUUCACACAAGCUUAUGAUGACACUGAUAUGGCCGCGGUGCGUCAAAGUGAUAUACGCUUGCUUAUCGGUGCGGCGGUGGCAAGUGAAAUGCGUGCUGCGGUUAAAGCCGAAACUGGUUAUGAAUGUUCCGCUGGUAUUGCGCACAAUAAAAUACUCGCAAAAUUGGCUUGUGGCAUUAAUAAACCAAAUAAGCAGACCAUUUUGCCACUGGGGCAGAUACCAAAGUUAUUCGAAACUCUACCGCUUACCAAAAUACAAGGAUUAGGUGGGAAAUUCGGCGAAAAUAUAUGCACCAGCUUGAAUAUACGCUUUUUAGCAGAACUGCUGCCGUUUUCUGAGCAGGAGUUGCAGCGCAAAUAUGAUGAGAAAAAUGGCACAUGGUUGUAUAAUAUUUGUCGCGGCAUUGAUUUGGAAGCGGUCACACCGCGCUUCUAUUCCAAAAGCAUCGGUUGUUGCAAGAAAUUUCCUGGCCGCAAUAACAUAACUGGUCUAAAUACACUGCGUCAUUGGUUGGGCGAAUUGGCUAAUGAAAUUUGCGAUCGCAUGGAAAAAGAUAUGUUGGAGCAUAAUCGUCGUGCCAAACAAAUGGUGCUCAGUUUUAUACAAGACUUUGAGGGUGUAGAAGUGUCUAGUUCACGUUCAGUGCCACUUAAGGGUUACGAUCAAGAGACAUUAACCAAAAGCAGUUUGGAAGUGCUGCAGACGCAUACGAAACAAUUUUUCAAAACCGGCAGCUCAUUGGCUUUGCACAAUCCCAUCAAAUUUUUGGGUAUCAGUGUGGGGAAGUUUGAAACAAUACAAAGUGGACAAAGUAAAUUGCAGGAAAUGUUUGCCAAUAUGGCAGCUAAGAAGAAAAAUGAAACGGUUAAUGAGUUGACAACGACAGACCGCGAGGACAUACAAGAUACACCAGAACCUGUUGCGAAGAAACCGACUUUUAUGCAAAAUUUUUUGCAACGCGAUUCUAAAGCAAAUAAUAAAACAGUUAAUAACAAUGCAAGUGCUACCAAUGUGAAUAUAGAUUUAACAGCAACUAAUAACAAUGCAAGUGCUACCAAUGUGGAUAUAAAUUUAAAAGUGUCCGAAGCAGAGCCGACUGCUGUGAGUUCAAUAAAUGAUACAGCUAACAAUACAAAGCCAACGGAAGUACGUAGCUUCUUUCUGAAUGCUUUAAAGAAGCAAAGAACUAGCGACGAUACAUGCACAUCAACUGCUGUUAAAGAUGAAACUGUGAUUAAUAUGUCCACCAAUAAUAAUGAAGCAGCGCCUAAAGCUGAUAAUUCAAAAAGUUUUUUCGCCAAGUUUUUAAAAAAAGCUGAACCGGAAGACACGCAACAACCAGCAAACACCGAAAACCAUGAGGCAAUGUGCCAAAGCGACAGUGAAAUAGAUUUAACUAUUGAGCCAACACAAGGAAGGGCUGAGGCAACAUUUGAAAGCGGUACAUUAGAUGCCACCCCAAACAACCAUGAUACAAAUGCAAGCGUUGGCUCAUUAGCUACUAAACGCAAAUUUACGGAUUUGCACGACAACUCAACGUCAACCCAAAAAGCACUUAAAAUAGAGUCACAAAUAAUGCCAACGCGUACACCUUCACCAACCUAUGAAGCAACUUAUGCUGAAUUUGCGGUGCCCGAAUUGCGCGCAGAAUUCAUACAGCUGACAAAAUGUGCCACUUGUAAUGCAAAUAUACCCUCCGAUGCACGCUCAAUGCAAUUGCAUCAAGACCAUCACAUAGCCAUGCAGCUUAGCCAACAAAUACGUGACGAGUAUCGCACGGAAGUGAAAACUAAACUCAGCGCACAGAAGUCCACAGCAACUGCAGCCGCAACCAACAAAAAACCAAAAAAGUCACCAGUGCAAUCCACUAAAGCGGCCAACAGCAAAGCUGGCACAAGCAUAACCAAAUUUCUAAAACCCACUGCUACUAGUACAACAACAGCAACUACAACAACAAAUGCAACCUCACUUGUUGCACCUGCUACGGUUGUGAUCGAUCUCUUGGAUGCCACUGUGCUGGAUACGGUGGUCUGUGAGGAGUGCAACUUGCCCAUUGCUACUACUCAAUUGCAAGAGCAUAAAGAUUUUCAUGUUGCAAAAGCUUUGCAGCGUCAACUCAAUAUGUUGGAGGUGCGCACUGUGUCGCCGGUUGCUAAAAAGUCAAACGCUCUUAGUAAUAAAAGCUUGAAUUUAAGUCACGCGAGUGUUAAAACCGCGAAACCCAUAACGCAAUUCUUUUCACAAUCAAAUUGUUAGUUAACUAAGUUAAUACAUAUAUAAGUGUGCUAAGUAAGACAAUAUACAUACAUACAUACAUAAGUGUUCUAAGUAAGCCAGUAUUCAUAUAUGAAAUAUAAGCCGUUAACCAUAUGCCGUUUGAGGAUCACUACAAAUACACAUACAUACAAUUUUCAACUUUCAAAAUCCCAUACAAACAGCAUAAGGUAAGCGUUUUCUUUAUUAUUUUCGUUUAUUUUAAUUUGUUGUGUUUUCAAAUAUGAAAUAUUGAGGUUAGGGUUAUGCCAUGUUUACCAUUUGAUGUCCUGGUGGUAAAAAUAUUAAAUAAGUCAUGUCUUAUAUAGUAAAAUCAAGCAGUAUUAUAAUUUAAAAAUGCAUAUAUGAUUCAAGUAUAUAACUAUAUGAAAUAAACCAAAAAUAAUUAUUUAAGUUAUAUGUACUUGAGAAUUUAGGUUACAACGAAGGUCUAAAUCUUUACAAACACGCUAUUUAUUUACCAUAUUCAAUGUCCCUUUCCCUUCUUAGUGUUGUUGUAAUCUGUUAUGGGGUUAAGGGUAGUCAGAGACACGAAAAAAAUUAAAACUUUCAUGAUUCUGGGCCUGAUCGAAGCUUUUAUUUUUUUAAAAUUACAAAAUGGCGACCUCAGGAAAUUUUUUUCUAGAUUUUCGGGAAAAAAAUCAACAAUUAAUUGGUUUUGAAAAAUCGAAAUUUUGAAAAAAAAAAUCCUUCUAAAAGCUGUAUAAAUUUCAUUAAAAUCUACUGCGCAGUUUUCGAGUUGUACAGUUGUCACCAGUUCAUAGUUUUGAGAAAAACGCACUUAAAGUUGCUUGCAGCUGCCGCUAGUUACAUGCGAAAUUGCAAAAAAAAAAUGAUUUUUUGAAAAUUCUGACUACCACUAAACCCUUAAAUAACAUUCUUGCCUCCCUUAUUCCUAUAGUUCUCUUGUAGAACCCAAACUAAACGGCUAAUCUUUUCUUCAAUAGAAAUACAGUUGAACUUCCCUUACUCGAAUCACCAUAAUCGACAAAAAAACUUCGAGUUAGAGAGGCUUUGAGUUAUGGAAGUUAAUUUGUAUGAGAUUUGAGGUCUAUUGCUAAUUCAAGAGUUCAAGUUAUGGAGGUUAUUUGAUUUAUAGAAGUUCGAGUUAUGGAAGUUCAACUGUAUAUAUCGAUUAUAAAUCUGGUUCCGCUCCGGUCAAGUAGACCUGAUUAUUACGGGAAUUCGACUUCAUUGAUUACAGAUUUGAGAAGGUCUUGUGAUGACUUCAUUUUCUGAGAUUCUCUCAUUUUCAGUUCCAUUUAUCAAAUUAGUUCCUAAUUGUUUUUAAUUUCAUAUUCUAGCUUACAUUUAUUUUUAAGUAGCUUAAAGUAGUUCUUCCACUAACUAUUCCAGAACAUUCACACAGAUAUUUAAGUUUUGAAUUGCCUUGGCAAUUAGUUGCAUUUUUUUUAUUUAUUUUCAUUUGCUUCAUUACAACUUAACGAUUAAAUUUACACUUGAUGUUCAAUGCAUAAGUAGGUGUUAGAACCUCAUCACAGUGCUUUUGAUUGACAAGAUUUUCAUUGUUUCCUUAAAAAUAGCUAAUUUCAUAUCGUUACGUCAUCGGUCCAGAUCACGCGUUCUAAUUGAAGUAUUUGGUAUAGUAUUCAUUGUAGAAAUUGUAAUCGAAAUGACCGUAGUUCUUGUAGUUCUCGUAGUAUUGUUUCAAUGUAUCAUUGUGAUAGAUGCUCACAUCCUUGAAGUAGACGUUGGGCACGAAGAAUUGUGACUCAUCGAUGGGACGAUCGAAUGGAUAACCGAAUGGUUUGCUAUCAACGUGACGUAGUCCGGAAGCAAUGCCACAAUGAUGGGCGAAAUCAAAGUCUGAGGGUUGUUCUACAGUGCCAUCGUAUGGGGAAACGAUGAAGAAGAAUUGUACUGGGAAACCACUCUCCCAACCUUUGGGUAAGAUCAGACGAUCUGGGAAUCCGCAGUGUGGUUCGCUAAUGUCCAAAGGCAAUUCGUAUUUACCGUCGUAGGCAGCCAUCACAUAGUGAUACAAUUCGGUGUAGGUGGUGCGAUCCUUGACAGUCCAAUAGAAUUCUUCAGAUGAACGUUUGAUGACAUUCUCGCCAGCGAACACUUCAUAGACGAAUUCAUCCAAUUCAAAGAUAUUUUUUUUUAUUGUUAUAAUUCAGCGACAUUAUACGUCCGUAUUCGUCGAAUUUAGGUCCCAAGAAUGUACGAAAGACAACCUUCUGUGCCUUAUCGGAUUCGACAGUGAGGUCGUAGUGGAAUGGUUUGUGAUUGAGACGCAUUUGACGAGCGAACAAUGAUUUGUCCCAUACGAUUUGACCAUCAACGAAGACCAUUUUGCCGUUCAACAAGUUGGUGACAUCAAAAUCAACCAAAUCGAAAUAGGUGACCAAUUCACUAACGCUGGCAUCCUUAACUUCAACUCCAGUGGCUUUAAGUUCGUUGUGUGUGUAUGGGUCUAACUGAUAAUUGAAAUGAUUGUAGACAUGGGUCAUUAACUUGGAGAUUCUGUAAAAAAAUGGGUCACGCAUCAUGGUUUCGUAGUUGAGUAAUAUAUCGGGAUAUGCAUCAAUAUCGAAGAGUUUGAUGAAGGUAUCGACAUUCGAUUGCAUGUAAUUUACGAUGUACUCAAUAGAUUCCGGUUUGCGCAUAUCGAUUUUGUGUCCAUCAACGGUGGUGUAGUAUCCAUAGUCGAUGAUAUCAUAGAUACGCUUGAGGUCGCUUUGGAUUUGGUUCAACAUGUCGUAUUUGCCAUAAGAUUGACGAUGGAAGUAAUUGCUGCGUGAACUGAAACCAACACCAUUGUAGGAAAUUAGUUGAGAAUCAUACCCAUAUUUGUAAUCGUGAUUCCAGGAGAAUUUAUCGAUUUCACCGAAACCAUGAGACAAACGUUCGAAAUAGUAACGCCUCAAGAUUUGGUCAACAUUGUACAACCACCAUUCACCACGACGAUUCUUAUUCAAACCGAAAGUUUCACCAUCCAAGAAGAAAGCGUAAUCCAUGUUCAAGUAGUACCAGUAUGAAUUCCAACCCAAAUCCUCAGUGAAGUAAGACAAGGCAGAGUGUUCGUUGUAGUAUUUAAUGUCACGUGUGUAGUCAACCGGAUGCCAGAACAUGUUGAUAUUCUUCAAUAAUGACACAUAUUUAUCGUCGGAAACAAAUUCGUACGAGUUUUCACGUAGAGGGUAGCUCUUCUCGACAGCGUACCACUGUUCACCCAGACCCAUAAGUCUCCACCAUUGGUAAAUUUUGAAGUCCUUGACAUAGAAAUAGCCCUGAUUGUAGUAACGGCUCUCCUUGUGGUAGACAUCGUACAAUUCCUUCUCGUAUUGAAUGUAUUUACUCCAGGUCUGGUAAUCGAAUUUCUCAGCUUCGUAAAUGAAUUUGCUAUUGAAGAAAUAUUGUGGGAAUAUUUCAUAGAUGGAUGGUAAUGUCAGACCCUUGAAGUCAAUACGAUGAAUAACGGCCAAAGUCAAAGCAUAGACGAACAUGCCUUCGCUGACAUGGAUGCGAGCCCAUGCGACAUUGGCUUGGAAGGUUUCCCAAUCCUUGGCGUAGUAGAAGAAGUUGAAAAGGCCGUAAGCUUGUUUGUAGUGUGUCUUAACAAGCGCACCAAAGAAUUUUCCUCUAGGCAAGAGUGCACCCAUUUUGUAGGAUUCGUAGAAUUUCUCCAUAUGAUGAUCGUAGUGCUGAAAUCGCAAGAUGUAUGCGUAUAUAAUAUUAGCUUCUUGUGGGGAGAAGUGCAUUCGAAAUUAACUGAAGCUUACGGUGUAAUGUGCCUUGUCAUAGACGAAGGCGUGUCCGGUCUUGAUAUGCUCCUCGAACAUCAGUGGAUCCUCUAUGCGGUACAAUAUUUGAAAGAGAAACUUCUGUUUUUCCAAGAAUUCUCGAUCUGCCACUGUAACAUUAUUGGGCGUAGAAACGCUAGCGGCGGCCACCAGGCCAACGAGAGCCAAAGGAACGAUGGUUAACUUCAUUGCGACAACUGCUCCGGAUUAGAUACUUAGCUCCAAUGUCAAAAGACUGUUGAUUUCAGAAGCGUCGACCACAGCUUUUAUAUCCAAAAAUUCGAUGAGUUUCGAUUUUCUAUUUUUUCCAUUAAGGUUUAGGUUAAAAUUUAAUUACUGCAUUUUGGUGAUGUGCUGUUUGCUAAAAAUUAAUAUUCGUCUCAUCUGUCUUAUAUUAUAUUUUACGUACCUGUGUGUUUGUACAGCUGUUGUCAGCUAAUUAGCCACGACACUUAGUAUAAUAUAAAAAAACCUUUUCCACUAAAACGCUUGUGUUCAUACUUUAUUCGCUAAUUUUAUUUAAACAUAUGGACAAUUUAAAAAACAAUAGAAAACAAAUUAUUCAAAAUUCAUGUUUCAAUAUUCAAUAUAUUUUUUUUUUUUGAUAAUGGAAAAUAUACGUAUAUAUAUUUGUAGUUAGUAUUUGGUUUUAUAAUCCUUGGUUUAUAACCCCGACAAUGCGCCACUUAUACUGUUUGCCAUGCGGUUCUUAUUUUAUCAAAAAGGCAUCAAUAUUUGGAAUUUUUUUUGCCACCGACGGCUCUUUAACGAGAUGUUCUAGUGUGUUAAAGUCAGAACCAAAUGAUGCUUAUUGCCAAAAAAGGUUCAUGACCUAGCAGUUUAGUUGAAGCUGCUGUACGAAGCAGUUCGUCCGCUGGCUUGUUACCUUCUAUCCCUUUAUGUCCCGGCACCCAGAUUAGGGGAACUCUUUUGUACGUUGAUAGAUAGUUAUGUCUAUCUAUGCAUUCCCUGACCAAGCGGGACUUAAAUGCCUGCACCUAUGCCUUCAGAUGUUUUAGAUCCGUCAGUGUACCAGUGCAGCGCGCAGCUUUUGAGUAACGCCUCGAAUGCUCGACUGCCCCCUUCACCUAUAUUUCCUAAGGUGAUCUCAAAUCUCCUAGUAAAAAUUGUCUCUCUCAUGUGUCAUAGUCUCUGGGAAGAACAGCUAGAGAAAGCAUCUAGUCGAUCUCCAUCUUGUUCCUGGAUGUUAUGAUCCUUGCCACUGCUCCGUACGUGAUUAUAGGUCUAACUAUUAUGGUGUAUACCCAUCUAACGAGUGUGGACUGCAGCCUCAAGUCCAGCACACCAUAAGUGCCUUGCUAGCUUUGGCAACCGUAUUGUCCACAUGUAUAUUUCAGCGAAGUGAAGAGUCCAGUGAUAUUUCACCUCGUUAGAAAACUCAUCACUUCCGCUAAGCUUGGUCCUUAGACCCAACAGGGUUCUACGUCUAGUGAAUGGGACAAUGGUUGUUUUUGCAGGGUUGAUGCCUAGCAAACCAAACUAAACUACUAAUCUUUUCUUGAAAUAAAAAUGUAUAUCGAAUAUAAAUCUGGUUUCGCUCAAGUAGACUUGAUUAUUGUGAGAAUUCGACUUCAUUGAUUACAGAUUUGAGAAGGUCAUGUGAUGACUUCAUUUUCUGAGAUUCUCUCAUUUUCACUUCCAUUUAUCUAAUUAUUUCCAGAUUGUUUUUAAAUCCCUAUUCAAUAUGCCGCAAGCGGCUUCAUAUUUUAUACGCGCUUUUGCCAAAACUUUCAGUACUUAUCUUUACUUUUAAAUAGCUUUAAGUAACUAUUCCAGAACAUACACACAUAUUUAAGUUUUGAAUUGCCUUGGCAAUUAGUUGCAUUUUUUUUAUUUUUAUUUUUAUUUGCUUCAUUACAACUUAAUGACUAAAUUUACACUUGAUGUUCAAUGCAUAAGUAGGCGUUAGAACCUCAUCACAGUGCUUUUGAUUGACAAGAUUUCCAUUAUUUCCUUAAAAAUAGCCAAUUUCAUAUCGUUACGUCAUCGGUCAGACUCAACUGAUCACGCGCUCUAAUUGAAGUAUUUGGUGUAGUAAUGAUUGUAGAAGUUGUAAUCGAAAUGACCGUAGUUCUUGUAGUUCUCGUAGUAUUGUUUCAAUGUAUCAUUGUGAUAGAUGCUCACAUCCUUGAAGUAAACAUUGGGUACGAAGAAUUGCGACUCAUCGAUGGGACGAUCGAAUGGAUAGCCGAAUGGUUUGCUAUCAACGUGACGUGCACCGGAACCAAUGCCGCAAUAGUAGGUGUAAUCAAAGUUAGCAUACUGUUCGACAGUGCCAUCGUAGGGGGCAACGAUGAAGAAGAACUGUACUGGGAAACCACUCUCCCAACCCUUGGGUAAGAUCAGACGAUCUGGGAAUCCGCAGUGUGGUUCGCUAAUGUCCAAAGGCAAUUCGUAUUUACCGUCGUAGGCAGCCAUCACAUAGUGAUACAAUUCGGUGUAGGUGGUGCGGUCCUUAACAUUCCAGUAGAAUUCUUCAGAUGAACGUUUGAUGACAUUCUCGCCAGCGACCACUUCAUAGACGAAUUCAUCCAAUUCAAUGAAGUUCAUGCGGUUAUCACUCAGUGGAAUAAUACGUCCAUAUUCGUCGAAUUUAGGACCCAAAAAUGUACGAAUGACAACCUUCUGUGCCUUAUCGGAUUCAACAGUAAGGUCGUAGUGGAAUGGUUUGUGAUUGAGACGAAUUUGACGAGCCAACAAUGAUUUGUCCCAUACGAAUUUACCAUCAUCGAAUACCAUUUUGUCGUUCAACAAGUUGGUAACAUCAAUAUCAACCAAAUCGAAAUAGGUGACCAAUUCACUAACGCUGGCAUCCUUAACUUGAACUCCAGGGGCUUCAAGUUCGUCGUGUGUGUAUGGGUGGAAGUGAUAAUUGAAACGAUAGUAGACAUCGGUAAUUACCUUGUAGAAGCUGUAAAACAUUGGAUCACGCAUCAUGGUUUCGAAGUUGAGGAAUACAUUGGGAUGUGCAUCAAAAUCGUUAUAGUCCACAUCAGCGAAGUACAUAUGGCUCAACAUAUACCAAUAGCUGAAGAAGUAUUUGUCGAAGGUAUCGACAUUCGAUUGCAUGUAACUUCCGAUGUACUCAAUAGAUUCCGGUUUGCGCAUAUCGAUUUUGUGUCCAUCAACGGUGGUGUAGUAUCCGUAGUCGAUGAUAUCAUAGAUACGCUUGAGGGCGCUUUGGAUUUGGUUCAACAAGUCGUAUUUGCCAUAAGAUUGACGAUGGAAGUAAUUGCUGCGGGAGCUGAAACCAACACCAUUGUAGGAAAUAAGUUGGGAAUCAUAUCCAUAUUCGUAAGCGUGAUUCCAGGAGAAU